GGGUUUUCUUGGAGCCCAAGAGUUCGGAAGUUGAAGAUCAAGCGAGAAAUUAGAGAAAGAGAAGGAGUUUGAGAAGCUGAGAUUGGAGAAGGGAAGGAGAUAAGAGGGAUGCCGAUCGGUGAUGUGUGCAACGGCGCUGCUGCGGUGCCAGAGAGGUGAGAAAGAUCGAUCCUUUUUUUUUUUUCGUGUUUUUAGAUCAUUGAUUGGUAGCUGGAUGCUGUUCUAUUUGUGAUAUUUUGCUUAUUAGGUUGUUGGAAUUUGAUGUGGUUGAGGAUUAGGGUUAGGGUUUAUCAGAGGUUUAGGAAGGGGAGAUGGUGCUUGGAUUGAAUGUAAAAUGAUGUAAUUUGGAUCUCUAUUUUUAGGGUUUUUUUUUUCUUCUUUUUCUUAUUUGUUGGUGUGGUUGACAACGGAGCUUUGAAUUAGUGUUGUUAGGGUUUUGAUGCGUGAAUAGAAUCUAAAAAGGUGUGACUUUUGACUUGGGUUUAUAGUUGAAUUUUUUGGUUGAAUUAGUUGGUUUCUUCUUUCGAUUUGUUUUUCAAUCGAAUUCUGAGUUAGAGUUGUUGGUUGUGUCAGGCUUUGAAAGGAGCUUAGACUUGCAUAGAACCAAGAUGAAUUUAGAGUCUUGAGGUUCUGAAAUUUGUUUUUCCUUUCCUUUUAGAGUUGUGCCUUUUUUCAAAGUUUUGUAUUAUGGAAAUAAGUUUUGAUUGAUGUUUGUGUUCUUUUGUGCUUUUUGUGGAGCUACCUGUUUGGAGAAUGAAGGCACAGAGUUGCAUCUUUUAUUUAAUUUCACUGGUUGGCGAAUUCUAUGGACAUUAGAACAAAACAAAUUCUUUUCAGAGCACAACCAACAGCAUGUACGUACCAUCAAUGCAUAAAUAGAUUCAGAACCAGCGCAAUCAAAUUAACUUUAAGAAGAGAACACGCAAAAGACGAACUGGGCCAGACUCGGUUGCAGAAACAAUUGAGAAAUGGAGAAAGAUAAACGAUGAAAAAGCUUAUACUUCCGGUGGUGAUAACCACGUAUGGAGAGUUCCGGCCAAGGGGUCAAGGAAGGGGGCAAUGCGAGGAAAAGGUGGGCCGGAGAACCCCAACUGUAGGUACAGGGGUGUGAGGCAGCGAACAUGGGGUAAAUGGGUGGCAGAAAUACGGGAACCAAAUCGAACAGGGAGGCUAUGGUUGGGGACCUUCCCAACAGAUGUGGAGGCUGCUCGAGCUUAUGACAUUGCGGCUAAGGCCAUGUAUGGCCCUUGCGCCCGUCUCAACUUCCCCGAUGAAACCCCAGCCUCGGAAUCCUCCUCUUGUCAGACUAGUGAGUCCUGCAAUGAGGAGAAAGAUGAGAUAAAAAGCAGGGUUGCUGAGGGUGAACCAACAAAGAAUGAGGAAAAUAAAGGAGGGAAACCAGAAGAAGUUGAUCUUUUUAAGGAUAUAGAUGGUUUGCCGGACUGCUUGUUUGACAUUGAGGAGAUGUUGAAGAUGAUAGAUGUGGAUCCAAAUGUGGAAUUGGGUGGUAGCCAGGAUAAAGUGGGUGUGGUUAAUGAGUCUUGUGCUUUUGAAGCUGAGUUUGAUCCUUUUGUUGGAGUUUCAUCUCAUCAGCAGCAGGAGGAAUGGCCUGAUGGAGAGAUUAUGGGAAUAUUGGGUUCCCAUGAACAAGAGCUUGAACUCCUGGAUUAUAACUUUGAUUUUGGUUUGGGAUUUGGGUUAGAUGAUGCUAGUCUCUUUCAGCCAGGGUUUGAUUACUGAGUGUAGUAAAUGGCUGGUUAUGGACUGGUUAUGUAUUUGGAGUUAACUUGUAUAUAAUGAUUGCAAAUGUUCAUCAUAAAUUCUUUUGUAGAUAUUUUAGUGAGAACUUGUUUUGAAAAGGGAAAUAAAAAUUUUCUUCUUAAGAA
Messenger RNA from Dioscorea cayenensis subsp. rotundata (Guinea yam), 1886 nucleotides. Its product is annotated as dehydration-responsive element-binding protein 2A-like. Gene Ontology annotation, cellular component: nucleus. Bases 1060 to 1740 code for a protein of 226 amino acids. Gene Ontology annotation, molecular function: transcription cis-regulatory region binding; DNA-binding transcription factor activity. The transcript has 2 exons. The record is from RefSeq and is a predicted model, not a curated record. NCBI's taxonomy places the organism in Eukaryota, Viridiplantae, Streptophyta, Magnoliopsida, Dioscoreales, Dioscoreaceae. Gene Ontology annotation, biological process: positive regulation of DNA-templated transcription; response to stress.